This is a messenger RNA of Cololabis saira (Pacific saury), 6053 nucleotides long. Its product is annotated as coiled-coil domain-containing protein 9B. The record is from RefSeq and is a predicted model, not a curated record. The coding region runs from base 157 to 1854 and encodes 565 amino acids. The transcript is spliced from 14 exons. Lineage: Eukaryota; Metazoa; Chordata; Actinopteri; Beloniformes; Belonidae.
AUCCGUUAACAGGGGAGCUCUGUGCAUUUGUUAGAUGUCUUGGCUGCUUGCCCAACUUGGCUCAUUGUAAUUGAGGCAUGAUCGUCGACUCCAGGCAGCCCUCUCCGCCGCCUCGGCUGCCUUGCGCCUGGAUCCAGCCCAGCUCUCAUUGCUGACAUGGAAAGACCCACAGACAGUGACAUGAAGCCCAAGAGGGAUCAGGAGAAGGAUGUGGAGCUGGACAAAAAGAUCGAGGCUCUCCGCAGGAAGAACGAGGCACUGAUGAAGAGGUAUAAGGAGGUUGAGGAGGACAGGAAAAAAGCAGAAGAUGAAGGGAUGUCGUUGCAGAGCAAGAAGGGCAAAGCAGAUGAUCUUACCAUCACAAUCAGCAAGUCCACCAGUGAUAGUCGUGUGGUGGUGACUAAGCCACCUAGCAGUGGGUCACCAUCUGAGAAAGGACAGGAGGAUCCUGGACCUGACAGCGGAGGAGGAAGCCCAGUGCAGGGUGCUGGGCGAGGCCACAGGAAGCAGCUAAUGGUCACCAUGGCUGGAAAAAAGGGUAAGAGGGUGGUGAGGGAGAAGCCAGAGAAGAAACCGGGCUCCGCAGACGUCAAGAGCCCCACAGAUGACGGACAGACGAGGCAUGUGGAGUCAAAUGGGAGGGGGAAGCAGCUGCCUCACAUGACCAAGAGAGACACAGCAGCACAGGAGGAGAUUAAGUCGGAGUGGAAGAACCCAGAGGGGCAUCACAAAACAUCAGACCAAUUCCAAGAGCCAGAGAACCAGCUGGCCAACACAGACCUCAACGUCCCCACGUCGAGGGAGGAGCAGAAGGAGUAUAUGAGGUGGAAGAGAGAGCGCGAGGAGAUCGACAAGGAGAGGGUAGCUCGCCAUAAAAAUGCCAAGGGCCAGUGGAGACGGGCGUGGGACAUGGACAAAUCUGACAAUAUGUUUUUAGACAAAUCCCUCGCUGACAGAGAUUGGGGGCCUUCCAGCAGAGGUGGAAGAAAUGCAAGACGAGGGCAACAGAAGCAAGGGAGUGACUCAAGAGGUCAUGACAAGCGGGGCAAAAACAAAGCAGCUAAAAAUGUGCCUGUGAUGAGCAGCAAAGCAAAAGGCAAAGAUCGUCUGACUGGUAGGGCAAGGAGAUGGCAGCCGAAUGAGGAAGGAGAGAACCCAGAGACUUCUGAUGCAACACUGGAGGAAUUUCUUGAGGAACUCGAUGCCUUAAAUACUGAAGGAGAGGAACCGAAAGAUCAGGACUCAAAAACCAAGCCGUCCUCUGGCACAGAUUCACUGAGUGCCCUUGAGGAAGUGAACGGGUCAGCCAACAGCCUCAGCGAGCCCACCCCCGUUCAAGAGAAGGCUGAAGCCUCUUCUCUCCGGAAUUCAGAGAAGAGAGUACGUUUUUCAGAGGAGCUCAUCCAGAGUCCUCUUGCUAAGCAAAACUUUCAAGAUGCUGCCAGUUCAGACUCUAGAGGCUCCUUAAAUGCUUCCGCAGCAAAAAAGAGCAAGCAGAGGCCACAGCAGCCUCUUGACAGUGCCAAGCGUGAUGAUGGUAGCUGUCAGGUUAAAGGAAGGGGACCUUCUCCUCCUCCUCUUUCCCAGCAGCAGUCGUCUCAAACUGAACACGCUCAAAAGGAAAGCGACCCCUCUACGGCUCCCAGCUCCACCCCUGCUGACAAAGCCGGUGUCUCUGUACACGAGACCUCCGUACAGCCUGUUGAGCCGACUAAGAGCAACGACAUCAGCAACACAAACGCAGAGGAAAUCCUUGGCUCCAGUUUGUCUGUCCUGGGCAAAGAGUCAGGAGAAAACCACCCAACACACUCCACCAGCAGCGACAAGGCGAGGGAGCACGGGAAGAUUGUGUGACAUUUUUGGGAUGUAAAUACUAAAACAACCAAAACACUGCGUUUGGAUGCUUUUCGCGGUCAUGGCUUACAAGAAAAACCACAGUUUCAUUUUACUGCGACAUGUUCCUCCUCUUCAAUCUAAGAUUUGACACAAGAAAUGGGGGGGUUGUGUUUUUUUUUUAAAUUUGUUCACAUCCAAGCACUUUAUGGGUAUAACAAGUCAGUGUACUGACACAUUGUUUGGUAUGUUAGUACGCUGCUUGAAUGCAAUAUCAAUGAAUGUUUACAUUUGUAUGAACAUUUUAAGGUACAUGUCAGGAAGAUAAGGAAUCAGUUUAAUUUAGGUAGCCCUUGACGACAAACUAAGCCACAGUCAAAUGAACUAGUAGCUGAUUCUGCCUUAAAGGUAUUUUGAAUAAACUGCUUUAUUUUUUUUUGCAGAGGUGAAGAGUUUGAAUGUUAUCACUAUAAACUGUCUGAGUUGAUAUAGUUAUGUAAAAAAGGAGUACACCUUCUUUUCAUGUCUAAGGUUUUUAAGUAUCAAGACACAAAAAAGGCCUUAAAGUUCUCAUAAUUUGAUAAAUGAAACCUUAGAUGGAAAAACAAAACAUUAUUUGCUAUAUUCUUUAUUUAACAAAAAGUAGGAAAGAAUGCAGAAACAGUGGGAUGUUUUUUUUAAAUUCACAUACUGGCUAAGAAAAAAGUCACAUUCUUCCCAAACCAUCCUCAGAACUUGAACCUGAUUAAUCCUGACGCUGUCACGUCGGAAUAUGCCUGUGGCAUCAGGGAAGAAAAAAAUGUAUUUAUGGAAGAACUUGGUCAGGUGUUUUAUUGAGGUCAUAAGUAACAUCACUUUUAGGGUAUAUGAACCUCAAUCUGACCAACUGAAGGAGGCCCAUAUCACACGACUACCCCCACAGGUUUGUGUGGGAGGUACUGGGCACGAUGGCUGCACCACUUCAUCUGCUACUCUUCUUUUCCUGAUCCACAAUUACUGGAAAAGAUUCAAACUGAUCUCAUGACACCAUAUGACUUUUCCCCAUUCCUCCAGAUACCAGUUUUUAUUCACUGUGAACUUUAGUCUUUUUCCAUUAGCCUUACAGUUUUAUGAAGGUUACACAGCAUUUAGUCCCAGUAUCUUGAGUUUUCAUCACACAUUACAUGCUGAAAUGAUCUCACGCAAAUUACUGGCUCUGCUGAUUUUCUUUGAUUACAGUUUUGCAACAGUUAAAACCUCCAUUUGACCCAAUGUUCUUUUUGUUUUGUGUAAAAAUGUAGAAAUACAGAUUCAGACAAACAACAUAUAACUUUUUGCACUGUGCCAUUAUUUUUUCAACACGAAUGAAAUAAAGAAUAGGAGGCUGAUACUAACGGCUUUCGUAUGACUUAAGAGGGUACGUUGCAGCGAGAUGCUGGUAUUAAUCAGGACCUGAGGAACUGAUCAUCAGAAAGUGUAAAGUGUGAAGACUUAUAAAAGCAGAUGUUUUAGGAGGUUGCUUGUUUGGAGCGUUCAAGUGUGUUAACAGAAUGUCAAGAAUGAAAGACAUAAGGAAUGGUCUUUGAGAGGCAAUUGUUGCUGCACAGUAAUUAGUGAAGGGUUAAAAAAGUGGCCAGCCUUCCCAGAAGUUUACUCCAAGGUCAGUCAAAGUUGUUUGGAAGGGGUUCCUAAGAGGAUGAAGCCUUGUCUCUUGAAAACAAACAAACCGAAACAUGACAGAUGACUGCAAAUCUGCAUCUGGACAAACCACAGGACUUCUGGAGCAAAUGUCACUCGGACACCAGAGACCAAAGUGGAGUUGUUGGGAGGGGCGAUGAUUUUGGGUUGUUUGAGUCAUUGAGUCAACAAUGACCUUUCUCUUGUAUACCAGACUGUUGUAGAAGCAAAGGUGAAGCCAUCUGUGGGGACAGUUAAAGCUUGGUCGAAACUGAAUCAUGGAAGAGGACAAUCAUCUAAAACACAACAUCAAAUCUAAAUAAUGAUGGUUGAAAAGUAAAAUAAUCAGUUUUAAGGACAAUUGUAAGACAAUAUGUUCAACAACAAUAUGACAAACCCCUAAAGCCACACAUACUGUACAUGAAGGGACUAUUUGUAGUUAUUGCUACUAAAGGUAGAUCUAGGGAUGCUUAGUAUCCCCCACAUCUUUUUUUCAGUUUUCCUUCAUUAUAUACAUAUAUGUAUAAUGUCACAGUGAAAAAAGCAAUAUGUUGUUCAUCUGAGGUUACUGUGUGUUUGCCUAAUAAGAUCCACAUAAGAUUUCACCAAAUGUUCAUAUAAUCUCUGAUCACAAUCAUUCAAUAUUUAUUUCUGUCCACAUUUCUUCCUUGAAUGUGGUGGUUCACCACUCUCUUUACAAGUUUUAAUAAUGCUGUUUUAUUGGCUUGAUUCAGACCAACAAUUUAACAAUCCUGAAACAGCCUUGUUUCUAUGAUCACAGGAUGUGUCUUCCAACAUGGUCAUUUAAAGCAGCACAAAUAACAUUUUUCCAUGUUAAAAUAUCAGUUUCAGCGUCAUUACAAGGAAUAUGUGUUUACUUUUAGGACGUGUUGCCUAGCUUUCACAGUUUCCCGUCCUGACUAAUGUCUAAAACCAGCCAAAUUGCUAUCCCACUCCGUCAUAUUGUUUUAUGGCACAACAUCACACAUCAGCAACAAUGAAACUAUCUCACAGAGCGAUAGCGGCCACACUUUCACACCUUAUACGAGGACUGACUGAUCUAAAAUAUGUGUCGAAUUAAUGAAUGAGGAAGCAUUGACUGAAUAAGUUAGGGGUACAUAACGUGUUGCUGGCUGAAACAGAUUAAUUACUGCUUAAUCACUAUACCUUUCCAGUGGAGACUCACCUGUUUGCUUGGUUACAUCCAGAUGGUGACUCUUCCUUUAUGGCCAGCAAGUGUAUAACCUAGUUUAUAGUUUUCACAGUUAUAUGCUUUAUUACCCUCUCAUGGUAUAAUUUGUUCAAGCUGCUUUUAGACCUUUAACGAGUCCUGACAUAGAAGGGUGUAAUGACCUCUCUUCUUUUUCUUUUUUUUUUUUUUAAUUGUGGCAUUGGGCCCCAGUGGAACAUACAGACUUGAAUGUUCAUAACACAUCAUCCAGGUUCAUGAGGGUUAAUCUUGAGUUUGGAGUCAAAACACUGGGAUUCAGUUAAAACUCACUCUUUAGUAUUUUCAUUUUUUCUCUGAUAUUAUAAUGACAGACAGCUAAAACCUUUUUAGAAAAAGCUUCUCUUAAAAAGAGAAAUCAGCCAGUCGUUGUGCCUUGCUUUUUGGCCUCUUUAAAUAUUGAAAGUGUACUUUAAUUUUGUGGUAUCUGUAAUAACUAUUUCAUGCACUGCACUGACAAUUGUAUUAUUAUUAUUAUUAUUAUUAUUAUUAUUAUUAUAAACAUAUAUAUAUAUAUAUAUAUAUAUAUAUAUAUAUAUAUAUAUAUAUAUAGUUUUUUUUUUAUGUAGACACGAGAAUGUUAGCUUGCAAAUGGAAAACUGAUGUUUGUCUGUGACUUAUAUGGUUUUCUUUUAAUUUAUUGCCAAUCUGUUGUUUUAUUUUUGGCAUCGUAUGAUAAGAAGCCACUCAAGACCUCUUUCUUCAAACAUGUUUUUUGUCUUUUGUCAAUUCUACAGUAUAUCAAGCAGUUAUGUAACCCGCUGUCGGGAACACUGUGGGCCAGCUCUGUGCUGCGGGGAGCCCGUCGGCUUAAGCUGAGGUUACAUAAAACAACUUACAAAUCAACAGGAAUCUAUUGGAAGCACAUGAAGGAAAAACAAAAUGCAGGUCACAAUGUUAUGAGCUAGUAAAAAAGAAACAAGAGAAGGGGCCUUAGUUUACUGUAUGACCAGUAGUUUGAAAGCAGAUGACCUCUGAGGCCUUUAAAACUUCCUGUGGUGAAAUGAAAUGUAGGACCUACAAUCGUAGAGCAGCUGUUUGUUACACGUCCUUGUUAGACUCUUGUUUGUUCAGACGCCAUCUACAUAAUCACCUUCAUUAAACGACACGUAUGAAAGGUCUCUCUUGCUCCACUUUCAUGUGCAUCUGUCUCCUUAUUUUCACAAGUGCUCAUCAGGAUGGAGUAAUUGUGUGUGCCUGUACGUUUAAAUGCGUGAGGUGUGAUCCCAUCUGUUUGCUGUUUGGAGUGCUCACGCUGUAUUUGAAUCUGUGUGCGACAAAGCUUCAUUUACUUUACAGCAAAUGUGAUGGAGGCAAUACAGAACAUCAAUAAAGU